This is a messenger RNA of Xyrichtys novacula (pearly razorfish), 18162 nucleotides long. The record is from the annotation of a GenBank genome assembly. NCBI's taxonomy places the organism in Eukaryota, Metazoa, Chordata, Actinopteri, Labriformes, Labridae.
GGAGGCCUGUUGCAUACCGGCUGCAGAGGGACCCACACUGCCCCUUUAAACCACUCACCUCCCCGUCUCUCCCACCGUCCUGCUCUCUUCUUCCCCAUUUCGCUGCUUUGUUUUCAUUGUCGCUCUUUUUUAUCAUGGCUGCUCAUUCUACUGAAGAACCGUUCCCCUUCCACGGGCUGCUCCCUAAGAAAGAAACCGGCGCCGCGUCUUAUCUCACCAGGUUCCCCGACUACGAUGGCCGAGGCGUACUCAUCGCCAUCCUCGACACCGGCGUGGAUCCCGGUGCCCCCGGCAUGCAGGUAAAUCUUACCGGUUAGCCCAGAGCUAAAUGGUGAAGGCUAACCGUUAGCGAGCUCGAGGCCCGACUCCUUCCCUGCAUUUGUACACAGUCACUCGGUGGCUAAAGCUAACUAGCUUGCGUCGAUAGAUAUACACUAUCGUUAUUAUGUUACCUAGAGUGAUAGAAUUUGUGACAACCCAAUGAACAACAAGAAAAUUGUUAGAGGUGUUUUCUCUUGCAGUUAUAAUGUAUGGCGGUGUUUGACUUUUAUAAAUUAAACAGAUUUACGUGUUAGCUGGGUUAGCCUACUGGCUAAUAAAAUUCGUCCGCUUCGUGUCUCUUCUUGUUUCUCCCGUUAUUACAGUUUUUAGUGCCAACUUUUUGACAGCAGUUAAAAUCUUAUGAAUAUGCAUUCACUUGACAUAACAUUAUAGGAAGGCUAGUUUUUGUCGGUCAACGAGAGGGUAGUUCAUGUUCCUGCCAAGUCACACUAGACUCCAGUCUGCCAGAUACACAGCUUUUACUGAAGUACAUUAUAUGAUUCACCCACUUAUAUUGAUGUUAUAAAAGUAGGCUACCUGGUACAAUAUAAGCCUAAACUGAAGCCAUACAUUUUUAACCACAUGUUUAAGUUGAGUUUUGAAGGGCAGAGACUGAAAUGCACCUCAUCGAUAAAUAUAAGGGUGAAGGAGGCACUUGAAGUCGAUACACACGACCCAGAUUUAAGGUCACCUCUUAGCAUAAGCGUAUGAUAUCUAAUGUCUGAAAUCAAUCUUGGUUAGUAUACACUCAUCCGCUACAACUUUGUGUUAAUACUGGCAACCUAAGACAAGCUGUUACAUUUUACGGUAAUAUUGACAGUUGUUCUAUAUACUGUCAAAUACAAGAGCAUCAUGAUAUAAGGAAAACCCUUCUUUCUAAUGCAUCUUAAUUCAUACACCUGCUACAGUUUCAGCUAGGGCUGGGCGAGAAAACGAUAACGAUUUAUAUCAAAAAGUAAUUCCCUUCAAUAUCAAUAUGAAACAUGGUCAACCCCGGCAGAAAUGCAGAUGAAGGCUCAACAGAUGAUGACAUCGUUGACAACACUGGCGUGAAAAUGUCGGUGGUGUGGAGGUAUUUUGUUUUUUUUUUGAGGUGGGACAAGAAGCAGAGUAAUGUGCACUGCAAAUUAUGUCGAGUACAUGUUCUCGCAAAGUUGGGUAGUACCUAACUGUUUAGUCCACUUUCUCUAGCGCAAUGCCUCACGACAAAACAUCAAAGAGACACAAAGACCUCACAGAUGCAGUAGUUUAUUGUAUUGCAAAAGACAUGCUACCACUGUUAAAUUUCAUUUCAUUUUAUAACGUGAUAUAUAUCGAUAUCGACUGAUGUGAAAAAAAUGUAGCGUGACAAACUUUUUCCCAUAUCGCCCAGCCCUAGUUUCAGCAAUAAAUUCAGAUAACAGUUACCAUCCCUCUGAAGUUCUUUUUUAAUAGAAAUAAAACUUAAAAGCUUGGUAAAAGUUGAACACAUGUUAGAGCUGCAUUUGGAUGCCCAGGUGUUCAUAAUGUCAUGUCUUCUUUGUAGAUUACUGAUAAUGUGUUAUGGAUUCUUUUUGGUCUGGUAUAACGUAUUCCUUUCUGAUUUCUUCUUUAGGUUACAACUGAGGGGAAGACAAAGAUCAUUGAUAUCAUUGAUACCACAGGCAGUGGUGAUGUGAACAUGACCACUCUGGCAGAACCCAAAGAAGGGACAAUCACUGGCCUCUCUGGUAGAACACUUAAGGUAUGUACUCUUGUGUUACAAAGUAAUGUAUAACAGCAGUGAUAUGGAUAUACGCCAGUACAGGCAGUGGCCCAUAUCUCCCAUCAUCCUUUGGGGAUGUAUAAUCACCUCUCUUAGUAGUUCUCUGUGGCCCUUUUCAAAUUCGUCUGUGCUUGACCACACUCAGGGCCCACGCUUAAAAGGAUUUGUCUUCACAUUUGUCUCACACUGUGUCCUUUUAUGUCUCCCAGAUUCCUCCUGCCUGGGUCAAUCCAACAGGGAAGUAUCGCAUCGGAGUUAAAAAUGGCUAUGAAUUUUUCCCUAAGGCUCUUAAAGAGAGAAUACAGGUAGGAAGACCUGACAUUAUUACUGUACUGUGUGUGUGUCGAGGCGUUUUAGUGUGGAACUCCAUAGUGUGUGAAAGCAGUUAAGGUGUUGGCAUUGUGUAUAGUACUAGAUCUGUAGGGAUUAAUAACCUAAAGUUCAAGCUUUUAUGUGGUUUGAUCCCUACAUUUUAUUGUAUGCUCCUUAUAUUGUAGUGUUAUUGCUCAGGAUAACUUUAUUCUAAUAAAAAAUAAUUUUAUAGCCAGAACUCUGAUGAUUUGAUUACUGACAGAGAAGUAUUGUAGUAAUUGUAAAUAUGAACAUGUUUUUUUUUCUAUUUAUGAUGCUACUAGAAAGAGCGAAAGGAGAAAAUGUGGGACCCUCCACACAGAGCAGCACUUGCUGAAGUCUCACGCAAGUCAGAGGAGUUCGACCUCUCUCACCCAACACCCUCACAGGUCAGACCUUUGAAACGGAUCCCCUUGUGUCCCUGUUGGUAUUUGCAUGUUUCAAUGUUGCCCGUCCUAACUUUGAUACUUCUCCUCUCUCUAUUUUUACAUCUAUCCUUCCCUCCCUUCCUCUCUGCAGAUGGAGAAGUUGCAAAAAGAAGAGCUGCAGAGUCAGUCAGAGCUGCUGGCAUCACUAGAAAAGAAGUACAGUGAUCCUGGCCCUGUUUAUGACUGUGUACUUUGGCAUGACGGUCUCUCAUGGAAGUAAGCCAAACUACAUUUUCCUCUUUUCUUUACCUCUUCUAUCCAGUAUCCAUAAAUCUCACUUAAAGUUUGUUUAUUUAUGUACUUACUCGUUUAUAUAUUUAUUUGUAAUCUGAUCAUGCUUUCCCUCUUUAGGGCUGUGGUUGAUGUAUCAGAGUGUGGAGAUCUGUCCCAGUGCACUGUGCUGAGUCCAUACAAAGAGUCUCAAGAGUAUGCCACGUUAGGAAAUGCUGAGAUGCUCAACUACUCGGUCAAUGUUUAUGACGAGGGGAACACUCUCUGUAUCGUCACCAGUGGAGGUAAGAAAUCCUAAAACAUAAGAUUAAUAAGAUCGUAAGAUUGAGUGAGUGAAAACAAAGACGUUUAACAGUGAGUCAAGGACACUGUUUAGAAGUCUACUCAGCAUAUUCUUUCAGCUAACCUUGCAUAUGUGCAAUUAAAGGGGCACAUGGGACACAUGUGGCAAGCAUUGCAGCAGGUUACUUCCCAGAAGAACCUGAGCGCAACGGUGUUGCCCCUGGAGCCCAAAUCCUGGCUCUGAAGAUCGGGGACACCCGCCUUAGCACCAUGGAAACUGGUACUGGACUCAUCCGUGCGGUACGUUUAUCCAUACUGUUUCAAGAAAAAGAUUAACAUUCAAUCUUUUCUAGAUUUGUGGAUCACUUAUCUUUAUUUCCUUUUGUCUUUUACAGAUGAUCGAAGUCAUCAACUACAAGUGUGACCUAGUUAACUAUAGCUAUGGGGAAGCCACCCACUGGCCCAAUUCUGGGUAAGUUCCUAGACAAAGAGGUGUGUUUAUUUGUGUGGGUUUAUUUUGCACAAUAUUAACAGAUUUUUGGUGCGUUUGUUAUUUUCAGGAGGAUUUGUGAGGUGAUCACAGAGGCUGUGCAGAAGCACAAUGUGAUGUUUGUUUCAAGUGCAGGAAACAAUGGCCCAUGCCUUUCAACAGUUGGCUGCCCAGGUGGAACCACAAGCAGUGUUAUAGGUACAAACACUGAAGAGCUCUUUUUUUAAACUCUGAAAAGUACUUAACAUUCAUCCGCACAUUCCCAAACUACACAAAGCUGUUGUGGCUAAAUUGAACCCUUAAUUCCUUCUAUCUCCGGUUUUAGGGGUUGGAGCAUAUGUUACUCCUGAUAUGAUGGUGGCAGAGUACUCCCUGAGAGAAAAGCUGCCUCCCAACCAGUACACCUGGUCCUCCAGGGGCCCCAGCACAGACGGGGCCCUGGGGGUCAGCAUCAGUGCUCCUGGAGGCGCCAUCGCAUCUGUGCCCAACUGGACUCUCCGCGGGACUCAGCUGAUGAACGGCACAUCAAUGUCAUCGCCCAACGCCUGCGGAGGCAUCGCACUAAUCCUCUCAGGUGACUUCAGGGUCAUGGACUGAUAGUCAGCACGGGGAACAUGCUACAUUAAAAGCAACGUGGGGGAGAUGAUAACAAAUGUGGUGUGUUUUUAUGUGAUAAAGGAUUGAAGCAGAGCGGGAUCCCUCCCUCUGUCCCUGCUGUGAGGAGAGCGCUUGAAAAUACCGCCAUGAAGGUUGAUGACAUUGAGGUGUUCGCACAGGGUCACGGAAUAAUCCAGGUGACUUGACUUCUGCACCACUUACUAACACUUCAUAAGAAUUCACUUUCCCCCUCUGUCUCAUUUUAACACAUUCCUGCUUCUUUUUCAGGUGGACAAGGCAUUAGACUACCUCACUCAACAUGCCUCUUUACCGACAAGCAAUCUCGGCUUCUCAGUAAGUGUAGGAACACAGAGAGGCAUCUACCUCAGGGACCCAGCCCAAAUCCUUGGACCCUCAGAUCACGGCGUAGGAAUCGAACCCAUCUUCCCAGAGAACACAGGUACUGUUCAUAGUUUUGCACAACCCCCACAGAGCAUUAUGUAACUGUUAUUGUUUUUACACCAGUUAUUUUCUCGUAACGUCCAUCACAGGAAAUGCCGAGCGAAUCUCCUUGCAGCUACACUUGGCGCUGACAUGUGCGGCCCCGUGGGUUCAGUGUCCCUCCCACCUGGAGCUGAUGAACCAGUGUCGUCAUGUCAACGUCCGCAUUGAUCCUGUGGGACUGAGAGAGGGAGUGCACUACACAGAGGUAGAGACAGAGACAGAAAGAGGACGAAGAGUCUGACCAUGUCCUCCUCCAGUCUAUCAGUCUUCAUGUGGUUCUUUUUCUUCCUUAGGUGUGUGGUUAUGACACAGCAGCUCCGACCUGUGGCCCUCUGUUCAGAGUUCCAAUCACAGUCGUUAUCCCUGCUAAGUAAGUUUUCUAAGUUUCAGUCGGCUUUUUCUUCAGUAAGUGGUGUGUUUGGGUCUCAUUUUCCCUUUUUUUUCUCCUUUGAUCCAACAGAGUGACAGAUAGCCGUAAUCAAGAGCUGUCUUUCACAGACGUCCACUUUAGACCUGGCCAGAUUAGACGCCACUUCAUCACAGUUCCUCAGGGGGCCUCCUGGGCAGGUCAGUGUUUCUAUAUGUGUGUGUGUUAACAGAACUUAAUGGAUUACACUCUUACUGUGAGAUUUGGGUUAAUUAAAAUGUCUAAUCAUCUAAGAAUCUAAGGCUAUAACAAAUAUUCAUAAUUUGUUCUCUCUUGAUUUAUCAAAUCAAAAUGUAAAUUUCGGUUCAGUUUGUGCUGCAGUUUCCUACAUCUACAUUAAAAAAACGCAAUCAGCUUUUGUGAAGUACCGUGGCUCAAUAAUCAUCAUCAUGUAGUUGUAAUUAAAUGUUCUUCACUUUGGUCAUCCUGCUGGUUAUUUGUUAUUUGUUAAGAUAUAUUUGCCACAAGUAUCUGUAUUUUUAUAUAUUUAAUGACUUGGUGUGCUUUUCACUGUCUGAGUGCUGUAGUGGAUUUUUUGUGUGAUUUUUUUUUUUUCCUUUUUUUGCUUCUGAUUGUAAAAAAAUUUGCAGGAAAAGGCAAAAAUAUUUCUGAAAACUGCUUUGUAACAAACCUGAUUCCAGUUAACUGUGUUUCUAAAAAGUAUAAGGAGGAAACUCUCAAUGCCUGUACAUUUUUUAUCCAAAUACAGUUCAUUGCGUUAUUAUUGAUCUUCUAUUGUGAAUGGCAAAAUACGACGGAUUAUUAGGGCCACAUUAAGAAAAACAAAACAAUUAGAGAUAAAAGUUGUUAAUUUACAAGAAUAAAAUCAUUACCUACGAGAAUUAAGUCGUAAUAAAAUCAUUACUUAUGGAAAUAAAUUCGUGAUAAAGUAGGCGAGUGACUUGCGAGAAUAAAGUUGCAAUAAAAUCAUUAUGAUACUUAUGAUAACGUGGUGCUGAUGUGCCAAAAGAUUAAGUAUCUUCUUGUUUGAGAAACACACAUUGAAGUAAAUUUUCUUGAAACGCUCCAUGGCUCUCAUUUCAACAAUUGUCAUCUUAGACAAAAGGUAAAAUAUGAGGACUUUACUCUGACGUUAUUCUCGUAAGUGAUUACUUUAUUACGUCCUUAUUCUCUUAAGUAAUGAUUUUAUUACGACUUUGCUCUUGUUAGAAAUGAUUUUACUAUCUCAAAGUUGUAAUUUUUUUUUCUCAGUGUGGCCAUAAUACUCCGUCGUAGCAAAACAUGUUCAAAAUUGGAAAAAAAUCAAUUUAUUGCCUGACUAAAUCUGGACUUUUGAUAUAGAUGUAAUGAUGUUAGUCUGGAUGAGAUUACACCAAGUUGAAUUUCUCAAAGUCUGACUCACAUACCUAAACACUUUUGUUGGUGAUAGAUUUUUCUAGCAUGUUUACCCCUAAUUACGCCCAGGUGCUCUGCUUAUGUUGCACAGUUUGCACAACGGGCGUCAUGUUGUUUUUGCUGUUUUAUUUACAGUUAGCCUGUUGCCAACUUUUUUGAUGAUUAGUUUGGUGUGUGGUGUGAUCGGCCAGCUGGAGAAAGAUCCAGUAGGUUGAUUGCCACCCACCAUAGUGGACAUACUUUUGUCAGUGAAUCGAUUCUCUGCAUGUACACGAGGACAAAAAUAGUCGUCUAAUGAAAUACACAACUGAGCUGUGAGGGAUCUUCACAAAUAAAAAUUGCCCAUUUAAACUCGCACCUAUUUUUUCUCUUUCUCUCUACUGGCCUCCCCCGCGUUCUCUUUCCGCCUCACGCAUUUUGCCAUUAUUUAUAUCCUCUUUUUUUAUUGUUCUCCUGUUUCUCCGCCUCCGUCUUCCUGUCUCCCUCCUACAGAGAUCACUCUGACCUCUCAUUCAGGAGAUGUUUCAUCAAAAUUUGUUCUCCAUGCGGUGCACCUGGUCAAACAAAGAGCAUACAGAGCCAACGAAUUCUACAAGUUCUCCUCGCUCUUAGAAAGAGGCUCGUUGACCGAGGCUUUCCCUGUGCUGGUAAGAUUGCCCCAUUUACCAUUUAUGUGAUUGUAUAUAAACUCUAUAAAGAUGAGCUGAUUUCUUUGUUUUUUUCUCCUCUCUAGUCAGGAAAGGUCGUAGAGUUGUGUAUUGCUCGCUGGUGGGCAAGCCUUGGAGAUGUCACAGUGGACUACAACAUCUCAUUCCAUGGACUCAGCACUUCCCCUUCACCCCUGCACAUAGUAAGCAGGACACCCACACAUGUAUAAUCCGCACUGUCAGGAAAGCCGUACAACUCAGAGAGCAUCAGUUUCCUUUUUUAAAACCCCUCAUUUAUGUCUGCCAGCACGCCUCAGAGGGAGUCACGAGUUUUGAAGUGUCGUCGCCUCUGCGGUACGAGGAGGUGUCCCCCGCUGUCACCCUCAAGUCUUGGGUUCAGCCUCUUAGGUAACAGCACAGACACUCAAACAGUCACACACGUUUAUUGUUUUUUCCACAUCAGUGAAAUAAAACUGUGCGCCGUGUUUUUACAGGCCCGUCAGUUCAAAGAUAAAAGCUCUGGGGUUGAGGGAUGUCCUUCCCAAUAAUAGACAACUCUACGAGAUAGUCCUCACCUACAGUUUCCACCAGGUACUUGAAGAAUUAAAUGAGAUCUGAAUGCUUGUUGUUUGUCUUGUUUCUAUGGUGGUGUAAUCUUCUUCUUUUCUACCCAAAGCCUAAGAGCGGAGAGGUUACCCCCAGCUGUCCAAUGCUGUGUGAGCUUCUGUACGAGUCUGAGUUUGACAGUCAGCUCUGGAUGCUCUUCGAUCAAAACAAAAGGUUACUGGGUUCAGGGGAUGCUUACCCACACCAGGUACACAUAAAGAGUUCGACCCUGACGUUUUCAAGAUCUCCUCGAUGUUUGCUUUUCAGGAGUGUUAUGCCCUCCCCUCUAUUUCUCUCUUUCUCUUCCACAUCUCCAGUAUUCCCUGAAGCUGGAAAAGGGCGACUUCACUGUGCGCCUGCAGGUUCGCCACGAGCAGUCCAGCGAGCUAGAACGCCUUAAGGAUCUACCGUUUGUGGUUUCUCACCGUCUCUCUACCACACUCAGUCUGGAUGUCUUUGAGACGCAUCGGGCCGCCCUCAUGGCUAAGAAGAAGGCCAACUCUGUCACUUUGUGCCCGGGCGCCUCACAACCUUUCUACAUCACAUCGUUGCCAGACGACAAGUGAGUGAAUUCAUUGAGAAGUUUAUCCUUACUGACCGUACAGAAAGGCUUCAAGUAACAGCUGUUCUGUUUUGAGGUCGAGUAUAUCGAGUUCACUGGGACAGAAGAGUAUAGGAAGAGAAAAUAUUCACUUUGAAAAAAGCUAGAAUCAGAUCAAUUUGCUCUAUGAAUUAUGCAACCUCAUUUCAUCUUCAAAACAGCUGGAUUAGUGAAAUAGCUCUGUGAACAAUGAGUUACUGUAAUUCAUUCUUGCAGCUCUUAGGCAACCGCUUUCAUAUUAUGUGAUCAUAUUUAGUCUAAUCCUCUCGGCUCUUCUCUCUCUCCAUGGCUGGCCUUCUCUCUUUUGUUCGUCCCUCUUUCCAGGAUCCCAAAGGGGACAAGUCCAGGCUGUUAUCUUUCAGGAUCUAUGGUUGUUCCCAAGAGCGAGUAUGGCAAGAAAGCAGUGAGUGGCCUUUAUUUGUUGUUUCCACCCUCAGUGAUCAACCCUGUUCCUCAGGUUCUUGUUGUCAUGACAGUCUCAACCUCUCGACUUCAUCAUAGUGAGUUACACAAUGCUGUGGUCUGAUAACUGAUCGUCAGAAUCUGAAAUUCAGUCAUCAGGUGUGCGAUGGAGGUGCUUGUGGUUCUGAAGUACAGGGUUGAAGACUGGUGCUCUGGUGAUUGUCGCUUUCCUGAUUCUGUUUUUGAAGGUGUUUUAUCGCAUCAUUUUUCAGAGAUGAGCCGAGGCUCGUCUGUCGCUUCUGAAAUCGGUUGCUGUAUUUCUUGAUCCUGCAUGGCAUCUUUUUUUUGUCAUAUGUUUUUUGUUUACAUUACAGUUUGGUCACUGUGCUUGAAGCUAUGUACCGUAUAUUCACUUGUGUUAUCUGCAUUUUUCAGUGAGUCAGUGUCAUGUCUGUGGUUUGACACCAAAAUUAUUAUUUUGAUUUGGAAUUUAAGAAUUUUUUUUUUUUUUUUCCAAUUAGACAAAGGAAGCCAAGGCUAAAUCAAAAGUGUUUUCCGGAGACAAAAACAACUUUGAUCGUAUAAAUUAGGAAAAGAAAAGAAAAACUCAUGGCAAGACAAGGAAGAGUAUGUUAAGUUGUUAUACAAAGAGCUUUUACUCCAUGUGUUGUUUUCAGAGGGAAGUAUUCAAACAAUUACUUAAAUACAGGACAGUAGGGCUGGGACGAUAUGCUUUUCUCCCGAUCCGAUUCUUCUACGAUCUUUGGACGCCGAUUCGUUUUAAAUUUCGAUUCUACGAUAUAGUCAAUUUUCUCGAUUUUUAGUCUGCUUUUAACACCAGUGAAACGGUUUAAUGAUUAUGAUUGUCUACUGACUUUUCCAGGAAACAUAUUUCCCCAAAAAAUACACGUCACAUGAAAGUCGGUUUUUAACAUUUAUUCUUAAAUUUAAAAAAUAUAUAUCAAUUUUUGAUAAUUAGCAUUGCUUCUGGCCAGCUAGCUAUUUAGCACCUUGUGACUGCAAAUCACUAAAUUGGUCAUAUUUUAUAUUGCUAUAAGUCAGUGGUUUUCAAGUCCAGUCCUCGAGGCCCACUGUCCCGCAUGUUUUGGAUGUUUCCCUGCUCCAACACACCUGAUUCAAAUGAUUAGCUCGUUAUCAAGCUCUGUAACGAGCUGAUCAUUUGAAUCAGGUGUGUUGGAGCAGGGGAACAUCCAAAACAUGCAGGACAGUGGGCCUCGAGGACUGGACUUGAGAACCACUGCUAUAAGGGGUUUAAAAAAUGAGGUGUUCUCAUGCUGCUUCUUCUGGUAUUUAAUUUCUGGAGCUUUUUGUCACAAUGCUCUCGGGCUGCAGGUUCACACAUGUCUUCACACUUUUGUUUUCUUGAGUAUUUUUGAUCAACUUGCCUGACUCAGCUGCUUCACUGGAAAAAUCUCUGUCAUAUUUUCUCUCUGGCGUUGCUGUAGAGACCCGUUUUACCUUAUAGGUCUCAUUCAAACCAGAACUUUUUCAAAACAUUCACUUUGAAGCCUCAAGUAACAAGACAGAGACCUAAGUUUGACAACUUUUACUCCAGUGUUAACCACUGAACUUUUCCUGUCGGUGUGAUGGACAGUCGGAGUAGACUUUACUGUCUUUUAAAGAGAAAUUGAACAAAGAGAAGAAUCCUUUUUGGUGUUAUUUGUGUUGUCUCUUCCUUACUGUUUGUUAUUCUGACCACCAGGGGCAGGCAUCUGCAAAACGACAAGGAAAAUUUAAAAAGGUACUGGAUGAGCUAGAAACACUGUACAACAGAGCGUCCUUUGCUCUCCUACCAUGAAGAAAAUGGCUUCUUUCUUACCUAAAGAUGGGAUUUUUUUCAUAACUGAUGUCAAAGCAUGUCAAUAUUGCUGUUUUUAAGUGUGCAAAACUGCUGUCCCUAACAGGUAUUUAUUGUGAUUUAGAGUGUAAAAGUGUUCUGGUGGUCGGUUGGAUAAAUAAUAUUUGUAAAGCACACUAAAUGAACACUGUUAUAUAAAUUUGAAAAGCACAUUUUGAGUGCUAAAAGCAAGCUAAAUAAAGGGACUUUGGAUUUGUAGCCUGUGGCAUUGUUAGGGAAGGGGUGAAUAUUUAAGAUGUUGAUUCAGAGUAGUAUAAAGAGCUCAUGGAUUUUUUUUCUUCUUCCAGGAUAUCAUUUAUUGGUUUCCAACUGAGCACUUGUUUUGUGUUUUCAUUCAGGAUAUUGUUCCAGUCAUCUACCAUUUAAUUCCAUCUCCAAACAAAUCAAAGAAUGGAGGGAAGGACAAGGACAAGGAGGGAGACAAAGAGAAAGACCUGAAGGAUGAGUUUGCAGAAGCAAUGAGAGACUUAAAGAUCCAGUGGAUGACAAAGUGAGCGCUGUGGCUGGUCUUUUUUCCCCCCAGUAACUUAUCGCUCUGCCGCCCUGUUCUCUCAGUUCUCUCUCAAACACAUCACUCUUUUUCUCCCCGUUGUUUAGAUUGGACUCCAGCUCCAUCUAUGAUGAAUUGAGGGAAAACUAUUCAGACUACCUUCCUCUGCACGUGCAAAGACUGCACCAGCUGGACUCUGAGAAGGUAACGUCACACAGCAGCUCUAAAUGAACCAACCUCUAGUUUUAUUUAUCGUUUUUAAAAGAGCGCAACAAUCGACUCACUGUCAUUUCUUCUUCUUCUUUUUGUUCAUCGUCAGGAGCGAGGAAAACGUCUCAGGGAGGUGGUCUCAGCAGCAGACAUUGUCAUCUCCCAGAUCGACCAGACGGCCUUAGCUGUUUACCUCACCAUGAAGACAGACCCUCGGCCUGACGCUGCUUCCAUCAAGACGUACGUCACAAUAGGAUACAUUAUUUGUGGUUGAGCAUGGUCAAAGUGCCUUAUCAAGGAGAACUUAAGAGAACAGGAGACAUAAUGAGAACCAGAAAAUGCACACCACAGCUACCAGAACUAAAUCAUAAUAAAUGUCUAGACUGUUACACAACUGGAAUAUCUUAGAAUAUUGAAGGAGCAAACUCAUAAAUGUAAGUUAUCGUCCGACUCUUCUCCACGGUUCAUGGUUCACAGUCUUACCACGGUGGUUUGCUCGCUGAGCCUCCUCUCUUAGAUGUGUAAGCCAUGUUUCCAGCACACACUGGCAGAGUAAACCGUCUGUUUUGUUAACAUGCACGCAGGAGCCAUCACACACCCAACACGCUUCAUGUGUUAAGUGCCCCAGGGUAAAGCUGGCUCUGGAAGCACAGGCAAGAUCAGAGUUUAUUGUACCAAACUGUACUGAGCCAAAUCGCAGUGCUCCGAGGAAGCGCACGAUUAAUCUUUAACUAAUAUUCCAUUUUAUGACUUGUGGCUACUGUUAAGCAGAAGUAAUGGGUGCUUGCUUUAUAAUUAAAUCCAAUUAAAUAGUGCUCCUGCUCUUUGCCCUCAAAGCCUGGGGUUUAAAUAUCAAAAGUGAGCUAUUUUUUUAAGUAGUAGCCGAGAUAAUCUUUGCAUUGCUCAACUCAGCUGUAUAUAUUUUUUUCGAAAUACCUGCUGAAGCCUUAAAUGAACUUGUAUCCUGUCUUUGUUUCAGUGACAUGGAAAAGCAGAAGUCCUCUCUUCUGGACGCUCUGUGCAGAAAAGGCUGCGCUCUAGCCGACCAGCUCCUGUUGCCUCCUGCACCUCAGGAUGGCGCCGUCGCUGUCCCCACGGUACAAACUACAUCCGAGGAGGUUGUGGAACAGGUGGCCAGCAGCUCUGAUGACUCACUACAGAACGUGGCUAAAGCCCUGAUGGACACGUUCUGGGAGGUGCAGAAGUGGGCAGAGCUGACCGACUCCAAGGUAGGAAUAGAUUCUGACCUGAAUAUGCAGCCAUGUGAGAUUACGAGAUGUAGUUCUCUGAUGUAUUUGACGUUUUUAAUUGACCUUGCAUAGACCGUCUCUUAUUGCUCUUUUCCUCAGCCGGUCUGUGACUCCCUUAAAAUAAACAUAAAGUACAAAUGACUCACUAACGAACAGAAUUUAUCUUACAUGUGUAAAUCAUAUAACGACAUCAUGUGCUAUCACCUGAUAUCUCUCCGUUACCAUUAAGUAAAUAUUGAACUAAUACCGUUUGUUCAUCUUUGAUCUUCACUCAGGUGUUGAUGUUUUCAUACAAACAUGCGCUUGUGAACAAGAUGUACGGCCGAGCCUUAAAAUACGCCUCUAAAAUGGUGGAGGAGAAGCCAACUAAAGAGAAUAUGAGGAACUGCAUCCAGGUAUGACGAAGAGUAGUGGUUAAUAUCUCCUCAUCAUCUCGUUGCUAAAUAUCUCCUUGUUCUCUCAGAAUCACUACUUACAUCUUUUAAUUUGUUUUUCCAGCUCAUGCGUCACCUCAGAUGGACACACUGCGCCACCUUCAGUGAGAACUGGCUCCCAGUCAUGUACCCCGCAGAUUACACACCAUUCUAGGCACACAUACACACACACACACACUCUUUCAGACACAUGCAUGCAUAAGCAGAGCUGCAAUACACGGUCCAUUACAUGGCAACCUCAAUUUCACGCCCCUCAGGGUCACAUGGUCUGUGCAUCUGGAUGUAAACAGUUCGAUGCACCAAAAUGAAGGAUAGUGCUGACAGUAAAUGCUUUGAUGCAAUGACCCCCUUAAAUCUUGAAGGGGUACUUGCUCUGUACUCAAAACUCCUGCCAUGGCUUCAUGAUCUCUUUGUUUUCUGAGUUGGACUUCUCCUUUUAUUUUGGUGUUGUGUAAACAUUUUGGAAGCUUACUUAUACAGCCAUCAUCAGCAAUUGGACUCCAUAUCGUAUAAAUAAUCUCACUGAAUGGUGUAAAUACUACGAAAGGGCCAUUAUUGACUCAUAGGGUACAUCCCGAAAAGCAAAAAGGAACUGAUAUUUACCUACUCACAGCAGAGAAACCCUCAACUGUCAAUACGGUUUGAAAGACAAGACUUGCUGCUGCUGCUGCUGCUGCACAAAUUUGUCCGCCUGAUCCCUGACCUGAGAAGGGAAUCUAAGAUGGGUCUUUCUAUCUAUUUUUUCUUUCUUUUUUCCCUGUGUUUUAGUACUUCCACCCACGCAGAGUCGACUAAGAUGAGAUGUAGUCUUGUCUUGUCCAUUUAGGCUCUGACCUGCGUACACAAAUCAGUGUUGAGGUGCCUUUUUUUACAUGUACCUUACCUUUUUCUGAUGGGAUAAUUAACAGUGAGGGUUUUGGCUGCAGAAAGCUGCAGGAUUAGUAGCGUCCGCUUUAAAUAGUAUCUUCCAUCAGUUUCUGGCGUCACAUAUUGUUUCAAAGCUCAUACCUGCUGCAGUCUGAUGUGUCCGUGCUCCGCACAGGCGCUCAGUCAACUUGGCAGGUAUGUGGAAGCAAUAAAUACACCCACCUGCAGAGGCGUUGCGUUUGUGGGAAGCGCUCAAAGGUUCAGUCCAGAUUUCAUUGUAAAAUGUUCACACAGUGUUAGAUGUUUCCCUGCAGCAUUUAAAAUGUUGCAGUUGUACACAGUGUCAUAAAAUAAUGUACAUACACACAUAACAUAAAAAUAUUAAGAUGCAAUAGGUAUACGAUACAAAUAUUCUAAGUGAUGUAUUUUGCAUAUAUGCAUGUCUUCUAGCCUGUAAGGAAAAAUAUUGUUUUAUUUGGAAGAAGAUUUUAGUUUGUUUCAACUUGGAAGAUUUUUAAUCUCAAAUACAGUUCUGACAAUAUUCUCUGUUUUCAUGAGUGUGUGUUUUAUGAAUGACUAUGUGUACUUCUGAGCAUACUCUGUGUACGUGGGCUUUUUCUCCCAUUGAAACUAAAUUGAUAGCCAUUUAGAGGAUUUUAGCAUGUGUUUGUUUUGCUUUCCUUCUUUAUUUGCUUAAAAAGGACUAUGCCAGUAUUUUCUGUGUCAUCUGGUUUACUACAGUCACAUACAUUUCACAUCACAGACGGCCAUUUUGCCUAUUAUUUUAGAUCGGCCAAGUAUUGAUUUUUAUUACCUCUUUUUCUGGUAAUUUAUGGAUUCACAGUGAACAUCAAAUCUGCAUACAAUGAUCUGAUAACUUCAUUUGUCCAUCGUCUUUUUUCUUCAGGAACACAGCUUCAUGGCAAGUUUUAAUCAUUUUUUUCUAUCAUUUUAAAUUUCAUGGAACUUCUCUGUUUUUGCUGUUUUGACACCCAGUGAGCAAUCAUAAUGAAGCAAUACUUUGAUAAGUAUAUGUUGGCAGUUUGAGGUUGCAUAGUCAUGUUUGCUUUGAAAGUUUUAAUCUGAUUAAACUACAGCCACAGAGCACUCACUUUACAGCGUAGUUUUCGCCUGAUUUAACACAAAACAACUCCAGUAAUUGAUGCAAAUCAUUGCAGAUAAAUAUUUGAUUCUCAAAGUAUGAAAUUAACAGCUAAAGCAUGCAGAAUUGAUGUUCACUGUGAUUUGAUACAGUACUCCUACAACCCUGCCAUAUCGAUUUAGACCUGAGGUGCUACUGUUUUAAUCAAUGUUAUUUGUCUUCACUGUAAAUCUCCCAAACCCCAACAGAGGCAUUCAUAGUAUGUGUAAAAUUGGUGGAGUCCCAUGUUAGCGAGUUUUAGACACUGUUUAUACUGUGGAGAUGAAUUGAAAACUGUGAACGCAGAGAGUGGCAGAAAAUCUAUCUUAGGAUAAGGAACUGGGCUGCAUUAUCAUCCCUUAACAGAGCUUCUAUGAGUUGUAGUUGAGCUAAAGCUGGCAAAAACACUUGCAUCGUCCUUGAAAAUCUUUCUUCUUAUACUCAACUUUUCUAACUUCUACACCUGUAACACAAGCAAUGUAAAUCUGUGGUCUCAGUUAAACCAAAGAAUGAUUUUACAAUGUUUGUUUUAGUCAUCUCAUGAGGGGGAAGGUGCAUGCUACAGAAUGUAAAACCCCUCCAGUUACUGGAUUCAGUUAGUUUGACUAUCAGAACUUACGUGUUACAUCUUCUGUUUUCUCCUGCUGCUUCUUUGAACUUUGUCUUCUCUUUCAUGAAAUCGUUAUUUUUGCUCAGACUGAGGUUAGGUUCAGGGCCCUGCCGUCUACAGUAAGUGUUGCCAAUGACAGACUCUCCAAAAAAGGCCUUAACUUUCACCAUGGGACUGUACCGUCCACUUCUGGCACCUCUGUUGCUCUCACUCUGCUGGUGUCGGGAAACUCCUCAGAAAUGCUUCUUCUGGAUGUUGAGUGUUUAUAUUUAUAGUCAUAAAAAUCUAGCAAAUGCCAAUAUUUUACAGAAUGUUAUGAGAUAAGGUUGUAUGCUCUUAGUAUUAUUUUAUAUCCAUUCUUCCUUGAUGAUGUGGGAAAUAUCCCAGCCAAUGUCACGCGAUUUUAUGGUCACACUGAAUUGAGUCACAAAAAAGGAAAACAUCACUGAAUAAAAAUGAUUUGGAAGAAAGAAAGUGUCCACUUGCCGUCACUUAACUAAACAGCAAUUUGGCCGCAAGCCUUUAUCUGUUCAUCAUGAGAAGAUUAGACUCCAUGUUAAAUAUGCAAAUGUUUGCAGCACGUUGCUGCCUAUCUUAAAGCCGUCGAUGGACUGGAAAGUACCAUAUGAAUCAUGCAGUGGUACGGUGGAUGGUUUGAUCAUUGGGCUGUGGUGAUGGGGCCAAGAAGGUGUAAGGAAGUUUUUGACCACAAGAUGGCAAUACAUAUCACAAAUGUUUGAGACAGAUAGCCGUUACCACAGGUAGAACAUAACCUGAAGGGCCUACUGGUAUCAGUAAUACUCUCUAUAUUAAAGAUUUUCAUCAUUCAUGAAUUAAUAAAUGAGUGAAUGAAUGAACUUUAGCAUCAGACCGCACCAGAACUCCAAAUUGUUUCCAUUUGUUUUAUCUACACAACACCAGAAUCCAUCUACACAUUCACUGCUCUGGUUAUUGACAGUCAUUAAAAAGUUCAAUUUCAAUACUUCCCCAUAAGUGAUCAUAACUAAGUCAUUUCUUCCAUAUAGUGACAGUGCAGCACUUGUCUAUAACAUCCAAAUAAGAAUGAAUUUCUGACAUUCCUAAAUAACUUUUAAAAAAAAAGUAGCUGUAAGAGUAAUGUCUAUUUCUUUUUUUUCCAGCAAAAACCUAUCUCAAGAACAACAUGUGGUUAGAUCAAUCCUGGCUUUUGUUCCUGCCUCCUCCAGAGUGUUAGAGUCAUAUAGCUUUGACCUUUUCACCAUGACGCUCUCCUCCAAAGUACCGAAAAACAUUAAAGUUGGAGGUAUUUGAUCACGAUGACAGUUCCUUACGGACCUGUUAUCAUGGCCUACUGUUUUGCCCUCUGGUGCCUCCCAAAUACAUGUAUUGGAUAAGUAUGAAACACAUUUUGGACCCUCGUAAUGUUCCUACCUGUCAGGCAUCUCAUAAAUCUCACCAAGGCCAAAAAAAAAUAAAAAAUGUUGCAAACAUGACUUCCGUGUACCUCACCUGUUUCUCUGUUGCCUGUUCUGUUGAUGCUCUUUACUCUCUUUGUUGAAAUCAUUGUGCAGCUCAAGGUCUUCUCCAGACACAAAAAUCAGAGUGAUUAACUUCUCAGGGGGAAAAAAUGGUUUUCCUCAAUGUUACUGCUGUGUGUGAAGGGACUAAAGUGUUCUGUCUGAAACGAGACUCUAUUAGAUAAUUGGCUAAUUCCCUGACGGUUGCACCUCUUGAAUCAUUUAAAGAGUGUUUUAUUUUGUUUUUUUGAGUUAUUAUUAUUUAACCAUUAGACAGCCUCCUGGACAUGAGCCUAAUUAUCAUGAGAAAAAGAGAAAAAAAUGGUGUAAAAGUAAGAAACCCACUCAGUACUGACUUAUAAAAAUAUGACUUAACCCCCAAAAAAUUGUAACAAAAGGUUUCUCAACUGUUUUCUAUAGUAUUAGAUGUACUUAGGGCAGCACAGUGGUGUAGUGGUUAGCACUGUCGCCUCACAGCAAGAAGGUCCUGGGUUCGAAUCCAGAUCAGGGUGUUUCUGUGUGGAGUUUGCAUGUUGUCCCUGUGUCUGUGUGGGUUUACUCCGGUUUCCUCCCACAUCCAAAAAACAUGCAGAAGUGAGUGUGGAUGGUUGUUCAUCUCUACAUGUCAGCCCUGCAAUGAACUAGUGACUUGUCCAGGGUGUCCCCUGCCUUCGCCCAAAGAUGCUGGGAUAGGUUCCAGCCCCCAUGCGACCCCGGGAACAGGAAUAAGCGGUAGAAAAUGGAUGGAUGGAUAGAUGUCCUUACAAACAUACUCAAAGUUUGACCACUAAAAAGGUG